Messenger RNA from Manis javanica (Malayan pangolin), 12136 nucleotides. RefSeq names its product chromosome 7 C10orf71 homolog (gene C7H10orf71). The record is from RefSeq and is a predicted model, not a curated record. Gene Ontology annotation, biological process: positive regulation of calcineurin-NFAT signaling cascade. Gene Ontology annotation, cellular component: Z disc. Lineage: Eukaryota; Metazoa; Chordata; Mammalia; Pholidota; Manidae.
UUCAUGAACUUCCAGUGUCUGGGCAGCUUCUGGUCACUGAUUUCCCUCAGCGAGGCAGGCUUGUGAAAAACAAGAGGUCUGGGUCUUGAAUCCCUUCCCCUCUCAUCUUUGGGCAGCCCAGCUAAUGAGCGAGGGAAGACGCUCUGGCUGCUGGGCAGAGCUGGGCUGCCGGAGAGUCAGGGUUCUCUCCCAUUCCUGGGGAGGCCUGAAGAGCAAACAGCCGGGACGCGCGGAGAGCGGAAGAUGAGCAGUGAUGACAGCAAAUACAAUCAUGAAAAGAAGUUUUAAAACUACACAUCCUAAAAUCCAUCAAAGCAGGCACCUGCAGCCCCCACUGUCAUAACAGAAAAAAAGUCCCACCUUGUAAUUGCAUCUGGUCAACAGGAAGCUCUAGUUUUGUGGGAAGAGGGCUACAUCUAACCCUUCCAGAAUCAUCACCCAGAGGUGCCCACUGGCUGACCAGGGACAGUCUUCCCAGUUGGCAGACGAUGCAGGGGAACAAGAAGUGUACUGAUGGGUUCAGCGACUCCUCAAGCAUAGGCAGUGUGCUGGACGAUGCAGACAGGGAGGUGAGCAGCCUCACGGACCGGGCUUUCCGAAGCUUGUGCAUCUCAGAGGACACAUCGUUCAAUGACCCUGACCUGGCCCUGUCCCCGGAUAUCACCCGCCAGGUGUUUGGGAAUUUCCACCAGGAAACAGUGAGCCACACCCACAGGAAAAGUGGCAUUUGGAGCCAGUUACCAUCACAAGGCACUGAGCAUGCAGGCUGGGCGGCAACCUUCCAACAGCUACCUAAGUAUGUUCAAGGAGAGGGGAAAUACCCCAAAAGCAGCCCCCCAUUGACACCAGUGCAGCAGAGACUGGAGGUGCCAGUUUCCGGCCUGAGAAGCAGCAACAAGCCUAUUUCCAAAGUGUCAUCACUAAUUAAAUCUUUCAACAGGACAGAGAACCAACGUUGUGACAGCAGGCCUCCUACCAGCAAGCCUCCAGCUCUCAAAAACCCCCCUAAAUUUGCUCCUCUUCCGGAAAGUGGUAUCAACUUCUGCUUUGAUUCUGCCUUUUUGACUGUGAGGAGGGUGCCCGCUGAAGUCUCCAGCACCCACCAGAUCAGCCACCAGCCUGGCAGGAGGCACAGUGAGCAGGAGUCCCCCAAGAGUUCCGAGAUCGCCUGUCAUGACAUGAGCAGCUUCCUCCCAACUCCGGAAAAUGUGGCCAACUCAUUUGAGUCGAAGUUCCUCUCUCUGCCCCACAAGCCAGCCAAGGGGGAGCCUGGGAAAGGCAAGGAGUGGACUCACAAAGGGACCUUUCUUCAUAGUGAAAACAGUGCUUUUGAGUCAUGGAAUGCCCACCAGCCAAGGUUGCCCGAGAGAAAGGACACUGCUGACUCCGUCCCAGAAAGCGAAGCCCCCAGACAUUAUGGGGACUCGCCCUUGUUAGAUUCCCAGGCACCUGAGCACAGAGUCUCUCCCUGCCAAGUCCAGGCCAGCUGCAGCCAGGAGGAGAACAGGCUCUCAGCAGGAGCUCUCUCCACACCUGCACCCUGGGGAUCGAGGGAUCUGGGAGCCCAGGUAUUUGCCACAGAGGGAAAAGCUUCCAGCUCACAGCCUGACCCUCAGGUGAAGCCAACCCAGCCCCCAUGGAGGAAACCAAAGCCUAGCAAAGGAAGGAAAGAAAGUGUACAAAAUGCUUCCGAGGAGAAAAAGCAGACCAACAGGAGAGGCCCACCCUUACAUACAAAGCACAAUCCCCAGGGGCAAUUUCCAGAAAAUGGUGCUCCUGACAUGACCGUGGACCCCAAUGAGUAUUACAAUCCUCCUUUCAACAUCAGUAAGCUUCUGACCCCUGUCAUACCCACCAAGCACAUCCUGGACUCAUCCGACCCCCAGCCAGCAGAGAUAACCCCAUCACCCCCAGGACAGAUAAACGGAUACCAAGAGAAGGAGCCAGGUGAAUGUCAGUCUCGGGACAGCUACAAAUCCAAAGCCCCAAGCCUGCUAUUCAACCUCAAGGAUGUGCGGAAGCAUGUUAAGAGCACAUAUAGCCCCUCACCUCUCUUAAAAGGUGUUGAUGACAAAACCAGAGGUAAGCAAGAACCCAUGAUCAACGGUGUUAUCCUUCCCAAUGGGCUUGAGGAAAGCCCCCCAAAUGAGAUUUCUGAGAGACCAGCUGAUGCCCCUUCUGGAUUGCAUGUCAGCACCCAGAAAGAACCCAGAGCCAACCCCGAUGCAGACAACACAGACAACUGUCUAACUCUGAGCUCACCUCCAGACAUCGCCAAAGCCCCCUCCUGUGUCAAUGGGGAGACCGCUUACGGGAACAGCUAUAAGAAGAGCGAUGCCAAUGGAGAAUUAGAGAUGGUUGCCACCAGGUCCAGCUGGGGUCCAGACACCAGGGAUCACUGCCUCAGGAAGCAGUGGUCCCUGAAGCUGUGCAGCAGAGAGCCAGAACCAGGGAAGGUGGAGGAGAAACCAAAGACCCCCAGCCUAGAAAAGAGGCUCUCAAGAUCAGUCUCUCAAGAGACAGAACCCGAGGGAGAGGCAGGACUUCAGAAUCCAAACAUCAACCAGAAAUUCUCCCCUGGGCCCCUCUCUCUGGAGGAGGAAGAUGUGUUUUAUAGUGACAGCCAGUCUGAUUUUAUGCCAGGCUUCAAAAGUAAAGCCAAAUUCAGCACCAGCUCUUCAGAUCAGUCGUUUGCCUCAUUCGAGGACCCACAGAAGAUGUGGUUCACCGAGAGCCAGCAGGAAGACAGGAGGAAUGACGUGGGUGCAGGUAACAGUGAGAAGCAGAAAGUGAUGAGAAAGGAGCUCCAGUACCGUGCCUUAAGUAAUGGGCAUGCGUGCAUGGAGGAGCCCAGCAGGAUGGAAUCACUGCAAGGAGAAGGGGAAAGUCUGUCUGGAGGUAGACCCAGGAAGGCUUCAAGGGAGGAAGCUAAUUUCAAAGGCGCAUGGAUCGGAGGAAGUAAGGAUACAAACCUUUCACAUGCCAAAGACCUUACCCCCUCACCAUCUUCCACUUCAAACAAGCACAUUCUGUUUGCAAUUAAAGACAACACCCUCAGGGCCACUCCUGUGAUAAAGCCCAUCAUGCUGCCCCUCCUGAGGGCCUUGUCCUCAGAGGACUCUCUCGUCAGUGGCCACAAAGAGGAGGAAUUGCCAAGGCCAGGCUGGGGUGAGGAUGCAGGACUCUGUGCCCCUGAGAGCCAGGAAAUGCCCAGCACCCCAACACCUGUUAGCAUGCAGGGCACACACUGGAAGCACACAACCUAUGAGGGCACAGAGGACCACAGGCAGGUGCCCAGAGUGGCCAGGACAGACACCUCCCAGCCAGCCCCAAAGAGAAAUGUCCAGUCUCCUCUGGUGGGGGGAGAGGGCGAAGGGCUGAAGCCACCCUUGGAGACAGCAUAUAAAGCUGUGGCCAAUGACAGCAAGCAGGGUUCCACAGACCAGGCGAAGCUGGAUGUUCCAAGGCACAUCCCUACGAUCACUUUGCCGCAAGGUGACCUAGAUGACCAGCCACCCCCAAAACAGCUGGAAGCCUGUUGGAAAGAGCCAACAGAAGAUUUCAAAAGUCACUUUUUGUCUAUCUUCAGAACAGAGCCCCAGGGCAGAAGAUUGGUGUCUGGUGAGAUGACAACUUCCCCCAAUGCCAGCUCCCUGGAGGAGAAUAGUGUAUGCUCCCCUGCUGCCAACAGCAUGUGGGACCAUGCUUCCCAGACCCCCAGAGAGCUGGGCCUACUGCCCGGGGAACCUCCCCACACCAGCCCCUGGGCCAGCUCCUGCCCUGCAAGGGGCACCCGGAGGGAGGACCUGACACAUGCCCUCACAUGGGAGGCCAGCUCUGACCCCCAACUUGAGCCAUUAACAGAAGAUCUCAGGACGCUUUCUCCAGGAGGCUCAUUGAUGGACACAGCCACCAGUUCAGCAGGCCUCCCUGAGAAACCAGAGCCUCCUGCUCAGCUGGAGAGGGCAGCUGGCAAGCCACCUGCAGUCCCACCCAAAACAGAAAAGGCCCUGCGGCGGGCAAAGAAGCUGGCAAGCAAGCGGAAAAAGCCUGACCAGUGGCAGAAGCACGGUGAACCCCAGGAGGAAAAGCCCUGCCUGGGGGACACAGAGCAUAGACCGCUGUCCCCCGAAGAGAGGCCCCGGUCCAGGUUCCCUGUGGUCCGUUCCCUGCCCCCUCCUGUGCACCGCCACUCAGUGUCUGUCUUCUCAGAGCCAGUCAGGGGGCAGCCUGGGGGGUCCCAGUCCCUCACGCCCUUGCCCCCUUACCCUGCCACACAGAAGGUCCUUCAAGACCCCCAGUCUGGAGAGUACUUUGUCUUUGAUCUGCCACUCCAGGUGAAAAUCAAAACCUUCUAUGACCCAGAGACAGGCAAAUACGUCAAAGUCCCCAUCCCAUCCUUGGAGGGCAGCUCCCCCGAGCCCUCCCCACCAGAGGCACUGGCUGCCCCCUAUAUGCUGUACCCCCACCUCCAGCCCCUGCCUGUGACAGCCUCGAUGCCGCUACGCUGCUCCUCUCAGCUCUCUGCCCCCACCUUCCUGAGGCGGGGCCCUCACACUGAGCAGACAGCCGGCCCCGGGCCCCAGAGUGCCCUCAAUGCCAGCCUACAGCUGGCCCCCAAACCUCACAGCAGCCCCACCCAGCACUCUGCAGACCAGCACUCUGAUGGGCCUCCCAGGAGCCGAGGGGAGGAGGGGGGAGAUGCUCCAAGCCUGAGCAUCAUCUCCACCAAUGACCUAGAGGACUUUGCCACAGAAGGCAUUUCUUGAGAAUUACAGCUGACUCACCAGUCCCUAUAAACCCAGAAGAGUUUACUUCCCCUUCCCCCAGAUGAACACUUACACACACACACACACACACACACACACACACACACACACACACACACACACACACACUUCAACACAAACUUAGCCAUUUGAGGAUCUGAGGUCCCUAAAGUCUCAGAAGAAGUGAAAGUCCUGAGGAAACCCCAUCUGAAUGGCUCCCUGGUGCUCUUCUCCCUGGGAGGGUGCCGCUUGCAUGCCCUGGGCCCUUCCGAGCCCCUUCCUGUAUCCCGGAUCCCUCCACUUCUUUCCUCCUCCCUGUCCUUCUCUGUCCCUGCCACCAGCGCAGUCUAGCCUGAUUCCUAAAGGCUAUUCUUCUCCAGCACCCCUACCCACUCCUCAAGGACAGGUUUGCCCCCUGAAAGGCUGUGUUGCGCUGAGCCCUGCCUGGCAAGCCGACCACCCAGCACGCCCCCUACCCCCCAGUCUAGGUCAGGCAUGGCACAUGUCUCCCCUCACACAGACAGAGCAGCCAUCUCCAGCUUACCUCCUGCAGCAUUAGCUGAGGACCGACCCAAGGCAACUGUGCAGAAAUGUUUAUUUGAAUAGAAUGGGUUUUCUUUACUAAGGAAACUUUCCUCUGAAGGCUAUUUUCUGAAAAAGAAAAGGCUCCGUUUUAAGAAGUGAAACAAGUUUGUAGAUGUGCUUCUAUCACCAGAAUGCUGUCUUUCUUCUGUGGGCAGUGGCAAGUCUCAGCUGCUGAGCAAAGCAAAGGGCUGUGUGUCCCCCAGGCUUUCCAUCCCGGCCAUAGGGUCUCCACAUCUGAACAGAGCAGCCUUGGCGUCCGCUACAGGCCCAGCGUCCCUCCAGAUCUUCCAGCACCUGCCCAUGCCUUCUUGGGGCCAUGCUCUCCACUAGCACUGGGGACAGAGAUGGGGGGGCCCCAAGCCCACUGCCAAGGAUGGUCCAAGGACCUAAGUCAGGCCCCAACUCUCCUGACUUAAUGACCGGUACCUGUGCCCUGUACUCAAAAGGAAAUAGUAUUUCCCCCAAGUCACUGGCCUUUAGAGAUUUGGAGGAAGAUACUCAAUCAACUCAAGGGAACAGAGAGCAAUAACAACCACCCUUGUACUUCUGGGAGCAGGGAGGGUCUGUGAGCAGAUGCCCACCAUGGGCAACGGUGCUAUGAAGGAAACCCAGCCGGUCCUCAUGGGCUUUCCCCCCAGGACUUCUGCUGAAGCCUUUUAAUUCUUGUGCUGUGGGAAAGACAGGGGGCAAAAGUGUUUCCCACCUCAUUUAGAAAGGGCAGCUGCCAGAACUGUAGUGCCAACACACCAGGGGACCACCCAAAAUGCAUCGUCCUUGUUCUUCUGGCAAAGGUUCUGUUUCCUGGCUGGGAAGAUGGGAAGACAUGUGCUCACCAGGUUCCCAACUCACACAAAUACAGGGACUUGGAGCAUAUUCUGGGUCAUGAUUUGGAUCCAGGAUUUUAUACCUGUAUGUUUUACCAAUAAGCACAGCCACACCUUAAUGUUGUUGUGAAAGUGCUACACAAAUGCCCCAGCUCAGUGCCCUGGUAGGACAGCUAGACAAUUAGUCAGGAAUACAGGCAGACCAUUGGCUGAGAAAUCUGGAUCCACAAGUUACUCACUGGGGUGCAACUGAGGAAAACACAGUUGUGAUCGUGGCUCUGCUACCAGAUGGCUAAGUGUGCUCUCAUCUCGUUUUCAUCUCACUAAGAUAGGAAAAGCAAUGUCUCAUUUUAAAAUUCUCAGGGCGUGGGAAAAGCACUGUCUAACAAAAGAAGAGCCCCUUGGUUAAAAAACAAUCACACUUAUAGCGGCCAUAUCCCAAGGAAAAACAUACAUAGGGGAGUUUAUGUUUGGGGAAGCAGCACCUUCUGUCUUAGAAGUAAUACAAGCAGGGCUAUUGAUGGAGCUAAAAACGUAAUGUAGGUAUUUGUAGAUCAAGGUCAACUUCCUAGUUCUCUUUGACCCUGUAGAUGUAAAAGAGGAACAGGGCCCUUGGCAGAGUACAACAUCCACUCCUUUCAGAGGGUAGGGGUUCCCUGGACACCUGGUCCCCACAAGUCAGCUAGAGGAGGGCCUCCCUCACUUACAGCAAAGUGCCUGUAUUCCUAAGAAAUAGAUAAUGCUUCCAGGGAACGAAAGUCACUGAGGACCAGCUCACUUGCAAACAAUGUUCUCCUGUUUCUGUUCUUACCUGGUGAUUUGUGCCUCCUUCCUCCCUCCCUGACUAUUCCAAACAUUUUCAGAGUCCCUGCUGGGCACUUCACUGGGCACUGAAGGUGUCUUAUACCAUGGUAAUCAGAGCUGUUUUCUGUACCCAAGGAAUUAAAAUCAAACAGAGAAGGAAGACAAUUACAGUCCCAUGUGGUAAGGUGGUCCGAGGAGCAUUUAACUCAGGAAGGAAGGAAAAGGGACUUCCUAAGGGAAAUGGCACCUAAACUGAGUCAGGACAUGUAAUGCAUCUGUUUGCGAAGAAACCAGUAUCUCUUAAGCUUCAGUCUAUCAAAUACAACAUUCAUUAAACAUUGAUAGAUUUGUCUUAGAUAUCAAAGUGUAUUGGUUUAGCUAAUUGUCCAUUAGCAUUUCUAAUUAGCACAAGAAUGAAACCAUUGUAGCCUCCCAGGAUAGACCUUUGUUGACCUGUUCUUCAGCUUCUGAAUUAGUAUUUCACUCAUCUGAGUUGCUCAGAAAAAACACUAUUUUUAGAAAAUCCCCCAUUGUGUUUAAUAGGGUAGUGGUGAGUUGUGAAAACAAAUUGCUUAUGGACAAUGUAAGUCAGGGCCACGCUGCACUUUCUGUUCAGUGUUCUAGCCCUUUGCUAGGAGUUCUGUCCACACUAAGUGUCUCAGGGGAGGGAACAUAAAUGUAGAGUAUUUUGAGGGAACAAUCAAAGGUUUUGGGACUUUAGUGGAAAAUAACCAAGAGCUUACAUUGUCAUGUGCCUGCCUCUGAGCAAGAAGCUCUGAGAAAACUGGCCUCUCUCCUCACAACAAACCACUUUGUAGACUCAUAUUACUGUGAAGGAAGAGGUGGCAGAGACGGGGAGUAACUUCCCACAGACACAGUCUCUCAGUGAGGGGCCAAGCCAGGAUGCUCUUAAUCCCAAACUCAUACCUCUGAGAGUGCUCCGCGGAUCGGCAGCCUUCACGUCACCAGGGAGGGUGUUAGACAUCCAGAAUCUCAGUCUGCACUUUCACAAGAUUCCCCAGUGAUUUGUUUGCACAUUCAACUUCGAGACAUGCCAGGAGCCUCUGUUCGACCUGAAAAGGAAACACAGUAGGGACAGCACUGUAUAUUUGUGUCUCUGCAGCACUGCCAUGGGUGAGGGGAGAGAUUUAUGUGCCCAGGCGGGAGAGUCGGAAGGUGUUUCACCCUCACAGUAAGAAAGGCAUCUCUGAUGGCCACAGCUGUCCCUGUCAGGCAAGAGUGGCUUGGGGAGAAUUCAACACCCCAUCACCGGAAAAGGGCUGUAAAUGCUGAUGACAUCUUUGCUAAAAGAGGGAUGGAUUCUGCUGUCAAAAGGGCCUGAACUACACUUUUUGAGAUGCCAGGUUGCAUGUGGGGCUCCAGUAUUCCAAUGCCAUGGAACCAAAGUCUAAACAAGGGGCGGCCACAUGAGUGAAACAUGCACAUAAAAGAGGAGGUCUAGGCAAAACCCAAAUUCUAUACAUGUGGAAAAGCAUUCUGGCCCAGAUGAUACCGUAGUGUUCACUACAACUGUCUUGUGUGGACCUUCCACACCAUUCAGCUAUAAAGUCUGAGGUGAGCAGAGAAAGUUGGGGCCACACCACCAGAGCCUGUCACCACCUGCUUAUGAGUCCUCAGUAUCCCCAUGGCAGAACCAUCUGAGCAGAGAGCUCCUCUGGCACACUGGGGGAGUGAGGAUAGCUGACUCUGGUGGAGGGCCUCUCCAUCACCUGCCGGCCUCAGAAAGGAUGCCCAAGCCUGUGUGGGCUUUACAGUCACCCAAGCACUAGUUAAAACAAGACAGUCUGGGCCUGACUUCCAGUUCAGCUCAUCAGACUCUCAAAGUGUGGGGAAGGGGCAGAGCUUCCCCACAGACUCACAGUCUCUGACACCCAGGCUCAAUACCCACCAUCCAGAGCAGAGUUCCUGCACCUGGGCCCAACACACCUGGCCAGAUGCUGCACAGGCCCAGGGUCCCCCAGUGGAGACCCUUCAGUGGCCAGAUGAGGGCCUGGUUUGCCUGUGGGCAAGGAGAAUGCAGAGGCAUUCCUCCUCCAAGUGGAAAGCCAUGGAUGGGCAAAGGCCCAACCAGGCUCUGGGACUGCCCAGUGUGGCCACCAGCCCUGCUCAGAGCCAGGCCAGGCACUCCCUGAAGCUCCAAAGGAGGCUGUGGACUGCACUUCCACAGAAGGGAGCAGACGGCAUCAUGACUUGCAGGCUGGUGAGGCUAUUGCCCGCACACACAGACACACUGGAGGGUGAAGGAGCUAUAUCUGUCACCCUCCCCAAGCAGAGCCACCUCCCUGGUUCAUCGUUUGUCCAAACACAGUUUAGAUUUUAAGCCUUUUUUACUCAUCCAGCAUUUCUCUCAAGCUUCAACUUAUUCUGGUCACUGCCACACUGACACCACUUUUCCAGGUCUUCCAUGCUGUUGGUCCUCCUCUGGGGUCCAGCCCUGAUUCCCAUCUCUUAUUCCCAUCCUUCCCAGACUCCUAGGCAGCCCUUGUUCUCUUCAGAGCCUGUUGUCUCUUUCAUGAUAAUAUCUCUAGAGUGGCAUUGUUGGGGCCUCAUCCUCUCUGCUAUAGCCAGUCCUGUAUUUCCCUCUGAAUCCAGAAAAUUUUAGGCUAAUGUGCUCUUCUUUCAUGCUUACAUACUCCAGAUUACCUUGCCAAUCUCACCUGGCUUUCCUGUAUGUUCACCACCCCAUUCUUCCCUACUGCUCAAGAUUGAAUGUGUCAGCAACCCAGGUCCAGAAUUAAUCAAAUGGUCUGUUUCUUGCAGAGAUUCCCAACCAGUAAGUGGAGACCGUCUCUGCUCAUCCUUGCAGUGGUGGCCUGGCAUAUACCUGUGUUAGGGGUAUGUCCAGGGGCCCACCGGCCAACCAGGUGAUCCACAGCACAGAGCAAUGUGAUUUCAGUGGGCCUCCCUGUCCAUCCUGACACACACACAUGACCACAUCUCUGUGGCCAAGUUCAUUGAUUUCCCAGAGGGUGGAAACCUUCUCACCAAUGUUCAACAUUGCUAACCACUCAGGAAAUGCAGAUCAUAACCACAAUGAGGUAUUGCCUCACAGCCAGUAGGAUGGCUACUAUUUAAAAAACACACACACAGAGAAAACAAGUGUUGGCAAGGAUGUGAAGAAAUUGGAACCCUUGUGCAUUACUGGUCAGAAUGUAAAAUGAUGCAGUUGCUGCGAAAACACAGUAUGGUGUUUACUCAAAAAGUGAAACAUAGAAUUACUAUAUGAUUCAGAAAUUCCGAUCCUAGGUAAACAUACAGAAGAAUUGAAAACAGGAACUCCAAAAAGAUAUUUGUACACCCAUGUUUAUAGCUCAUUAUUCACAAUAGCCAAAUUGUAGGAAAAAUCCAAAUAUGCAUUGACAGAUGAAUGGACAAAAAUGUGGUCUAUACAUGGACUAUAGUUUAGCCUUAAAAAGGAAGGAAUUCUGACACAUGCUACAAGAUGGAUGGACCUUGAGGACAUUAUUCUGAGUGCAAAAAGCCAUUUGUCAAAAAGGACAAAUGCUACACGAUUCUACUUUUAUGAGGCACCUGAAUAGUCAAAUUCAUGGAGACAGAAAGGAGAGUGGUAGCCAGGGACUAGGAGGAGGGGAGGCUGCUGUUUAAUGGAUGCAGAAUUCCAGCUGGGGAAGAACAAAAUGGUCUGGAGACGGACAGCAGUGAAUGUAUUUAAUGUACCCCUAAUAAUGGUUAGAAUGUCUAUUUUGCCAUAAUUUAAAAACCAGAACCAAAAGAAAAGCCUUUGACCAGCACAAACAUCCUGUCUAACCUGAGGCCCAGAGCAGGGUUACUUUCAAAGGGACCAGUGCCCCGCUGGGUGGACGAGAACAGACUGGGCUCUACCUUCUGGAGACAGGGCACAGGGGAGGAGGAUUUGGGGCUGAGGGCCACGUGUGAGGGGGGUGGCCUGCUCAGAUCCACACUCUCAUGAUGGCAGAGCAGCUACCUCUGGCUCCACACAAAAGAUGGGGAAGCAGCAGCUCUGGGGCCCUGCCUCCCAAACCAGGUCCUCCCCUUACUGGAUCACGAUGCCUGCUUCCUGGUGACCCAUGCCGCAGUCCUGGCACUGUCCCCACUGCCCCCAAUCUCUUGCCUCCAAUUCCAUCAGACCCAAAACCUAUCAAUUUCACCUCCAGGUACCUCUCAAUGCAUCAUUCACCACCACCCCAGCAUCCCUCCCCCUGUUUGCUGAUGGGCCCCUCACUGCCCCCACCCACAAUGUGACCCCCUUCCAAACCACUGCGCCCCAUCGGGGACCCACACCCUGACUCUCCAGAAUGUUCUGGGGCUUCUGGCUCAACUCAGCAAAGAGGCUCCAGAAGAGGACGUGCAACGCUGCCAAACACUGAGACCUCCGUCGUCCAGGGCCUCACAGCCUGCCUGUUCCUGCAGCCCACUCAGACUCCAGCUGGUCUGAGCUUCCUCGGGUUGACCAAGUGGGUCACUUCCAGCCCUUUGGACAUUUUUGACCCCCUAAAGGAAGGAACUGGGGUCUGUGUCCCCUCACCCCCUGGUCUGUGCACAACACAAUGGAGGCAAGUGUGCGAAUCCAAGGCCUGGUCAGAAAGCCGCACGCCACCUCCAGCUGUCUCCCAGAACGCAAGCUCCCCAAGUCCAGGGCCACUGUGGAGCAGUUCACAUACCCUGAGUCACUCUGCUGCAAAGAAGCCAACUCCGGUCCAUGUGGGGAUGGCCAGGAAAGGCCACGAGAUGAUAGAAAAAGAGAGGGAGAGACACUGGCCCUUCUGUCCUUCUCCUUUCUCUGGCUGCCUGAACCAGAACCACCUCAUCAAGCCCUUCCCAGACUCCUUACCCACAGAAGCGUGGGAGAGACUAGAGUGUUUGCUGUUGUGUUUUUUUGGUUUGUUAUUGAAAUAUACUUGACAUACAAUAUAUUAUUUCAGGUAUACAACAUAGUAACUUGACAAUUAUAUGUUUAUUAUGAAAUGCUUGCCACAAUAAGGUUAGUUCCCAUCUGACACCAUAUCAAGCUAUUACAACAAUAUUGACCAUAUUCCCUAUGCUGUACUUUCCAGCCCCAUGACUUACUUACUUUGCAGUUGGAAAUUUGUACCUCUUUAUCUCCUUCACAUAUUUCACUCACCCCCAUGCCCUCCCCAACUUCUGGCAACC